AUGAAAGCACUGGAAGAUAAAAUUUCGACUAAGCUGUCAAAAGUGAGCAAAAAUUUUGAUAUUUUCAACAUGAAAGUCAAAGAGUUGGACACAAAGGUCGAUAACAAAAUACAACAACUUAUCGACAACGACAACAGAAAACGCAAUCUUAUUGUGACGGGAAUACCAGCGCAAGAAAACGAAUCAUUAAAUAAUUUAAUUAAAGCCUUAUCGUCCAAAUUGGGAUACGAAAGUUCACCAGAAUGCCGCGUCUAUCGGUACAAAGGUCGAGAGAAUAAUAAUGAAAGGCCUAUUGUUAUCCAAUUCUCUACAGAGUUUCAUAAACAAGAUUUUUUCACUCGCUACAAAAAAAUUGCAAAGACGUUAAAUCUUGGAAUGUUUGCUGGAUUUAAGGGAAAAAACUCAAGAAUCUACUUACAACAUGAUUUCAUCAAAACGCAGUAUCAUAUCAACAAAUUUGCCAUCAAAAUGUUGAGAGAGAAAAAAAAUUAUUAG
Molecule: messenger RNA, 495 nt
Organism: Clunio marinus
Lineage: Eukaryota; Metazoa; Arthropoda; Insecta; Diptera; Chironomidae
Source: the annotation of a GenBank genome assembly